AUGACUGCCGCUUGGAAAGCCGCUGGCCUGACCUACAACCGCUACCUGGCGAUUGCCGCCCGGACGGUGCGCCGCUCUCUGAAGGAGCAGUCCCGUCUCGCCGCUGAGCGCCGCGGUCAAAUGGACUUGCGUUUCGCCAAGUGGGAGAACGGCAAGCAGGGUGACGUCCGCUCGCUCGCCCAGGCCAACAACGAGGCCAUCGCUCAGAACGCCGAGAAAUAG
This is a messenger RNA of Penicillium diatomitis, 222 nucleotides long. Its product is annotated as ATP synthase subunit epsilon family protein. The record is from RefSeq and is a predicted model, not a curated record. Gene Ontology annotation, biological process: proton motive force-driven mitochondrial ATP synthesis. Bases 1 to 222 code for a protein of 73 amino acids. Gene Ontology annotation, molecular function: proton-transporting ATP synthase activity, rotational mechanism. Lineage: Eukaryota; Fungi; Ascomycota; Eurotiomycetes; Eurotiales; Aspergillaceae. Gene Ontology annotation, cellular component: mitochondrial inner membrane. The transcript has 3 exons.